CGUGAUCAAAUAUAAUUUUCAAAAAUACAUGAAGAAUAUACUUUUAUGCUUUGUCAACUCUUCAUCAUCUAAAUACCACCGAUCAACUUCUCUUUCUCUCCCUCUCGGUUUCACGUUAGCAAAGAUGGCAGAGAAACAGUUUGCCGAAGAAGCAGAUGUCAAGAUCAGAGCUGCUGCGGCGGCCUCGGAUCUUGAACAUAUGGCUGCUGAGUCAUCCGUGGUUCCAGACUUCGAGAGAGGUAGGUUCUACGACGUGUAUUCAGCCAGGAGGAACGAGCGGUUGAAGAGGAGGAAAGGAGGAGAAGAAGAAGAUGCUGUAGUCAAAGGAACUCUGUACAAUCUCGGAGUGGAUCCCAUGCCGACCAAGAGAAGAGGAACCUUUAAGAAGAAGAAGGCGAUGGUUGAGACAACAACAACGCCGAGGUAUUCUCUGAGGAGCACAGUUACCAAAGAUAACAAGAAGCCUCUGAGUGUCGCUGUAAGUACUAUGAAAACUGUCAGUAGCACCAGGAGGGUUAUGAGUAUCUGAUCCUGCUCUGCUUCUACUCUUCGCUUUUGCUUUGCUUUGGUGGUUCUAUCAGGAAAUCGAAGUUUGGGGUUUUGAUUUCCUUCUAUCUAAUGUUUGCAGUAUUGUUCUGCUGUCGGGAUGUCGACAUAAAUAAACCCAUGAAACUUUGUUUGUUUUGUGUAUUAUCUAUUAAAGUUGUUGUGUGUUUCAAGAUCAUAUAGGCUUUGACAUAGACACUGCCUCUUUUGAUUCCCAUCUUGAAGACAUGGACACAAACAUGUUAUUGUUUUGUUUUCUUUGUUACUCAUACAUUCUUAUCUGUCAAAUGCGUAUCUUCUUGCUUUCAGUGAAGAUAUUAUUUUCUUACUCCACAAAGAAUUUGAGUAACAUGUUUCUAGAAAAUGGGUAUCUAUAAGGCAUCAUGUUUACACAUCCCCAUCAUUGUUAAGAUGAUUAUGUAUUUGGAACAGAAUCCUAAAUACUUACUGAAACCAAUUUGGUUUCAAACGAGUAGUGAAUUAUUAUGUUACUGUCUUGCUUUUAUUGACCAAUAACUCAAGCAGUACUAGGCUGAUUUUGUGUGGUGAGUCUCUUAUGAGGUGUGAUGUUAAUCCAAUAACAAUCAUUUUUGUUUCACUUUCUCAAUUUUAUAAAUUGAUAAGAUCCAAAAACCAUUAGCCGCAUGACUCUAUAAUCGUUUUCUUUCAAAAAAAAAUAUUGAUGGGUGUCAAUAUUUUUGGUUUUUGUAAGAACAGGUAACUAAUCCUGGUACCAAAAAACAAACAAAACACUGAAAAGAACCAACAUCACAGAGACUUAAUCAUCCUCAUAAACUUCAAGGUUCUUCAACUUUGACUCCAACUCAUCAUCCUCUUCAUCUCCUUCUUCUCCAUCAGGAUCAUUCUCAUCCAAACCCCCAAGCAACUCUGCUUUUUCUUAAACAUCUCUUUAACUUCUUCAACACCUUCCUCUGAUAUGAUAUUCCCAUCUAUGUUCAACAGCUUGAAAGCUUCUUUCUUCAUAACAACCCCAGCCAAGGCCACUGCUCCAUCUCUUCUUAUGUAAUUAUUGCUCAUAUCAAUAUACUGCAACUUCGAAUGAUCCUCUUCCACACUCUUUUCUAUCUGAAUACACCCCUCGUCUCUCAGCUAAUUCUCAGACGAAUUCAACUUGUUCAAAUCCUGGUUCGCUGCUACACACGCUGCGAUAGCUGAAGCUGCUUCAGAAGUUAUAUCAUUCCCCGCCAUCUCAAGAACUUCAACGGGCGAAGCAGACUCCUUGAGAGCGUCUGCUACGGCUAUAGUUAUGAAAGUGAAGUACCCUCAGCUUCUCCGUUGAAGGAAUCAGCUCUGAAACCGCUUGUGCAGCUUCUUUAGAGAUACCAUCGUUCAUCAAAUAGAGCUCUUCCAAAGAGCUCAGAGAUUUCAAGAGCGUGCCAAACGCUCUAACACCCUUCUCACCCAACGCAUUGUCUGAUAAGUUGAGAGACGAGAGAACAUUACCUUGCAGAGCGUUCGAGAAUAGAUUCAUAACAUCAAGAGCUUCAACCUUAAGCUGAUGUUUCAGAGAAGCUAAGAUAGGCUCAGCGACACGAGCAGCUCCUAAACCAAAACUCCUAUUGCUAAAACAUAUCUGUAAAUUUAUAUAGUGAUUUUGAUAUGUAAAAAUGAGUUAUAAACUUUGGUAUAAUAAUUAAUAGAUAAUUUUUUUCAUGUAUAAACUGUGGUAAGUAAUGUUUAAAUUAUAAGUACUAACAAUAUAGAAACUGAUUUCUCAAAUAUAUUAUAGAAUUUGUACCAAUACAUUACCAAUAUUGCUUUUGUUCUAUAAUAGAAAACGUUUAUAAACAUUAGCAAAAUUAAUAAAUUACCUUUUUAAAAAGGAUAUUAUUAAUAAUAUAAACGUUAACUAAUAAUAAAUAAUGCAGUAAACAUUAUUGGUCAACCAAUUUUUAAUAAAAUUAAUUAUUUUAAAACUAUCAAAAUAUAUUAUAUUGUGAAACAUAUUCUUCUGCUUAUAUUAGCAAUUUAAACUAUAAAAUAAUUUUGUUUAAGUAAAUCAAAUGGAAAUAAGAAAGUUUAUAAAAAAUUUAUGAUCAAGUAAAUAGUUGUAUAUAUUGUUAAUAAUAUUUUAUUAACUAACCAAAAGUAAACAUUGGACUUUGUUGAUGUUUUGAAUAUAUGUUUCAAAAAAAAUUAAACUGUUUAAAAAGUAAAAAAAAAAAAACUUCGACAACUAAUGGAAACAAUAAAACACUAACUUAAUUUCUAAUACAAGCAAUUUUCAUUGAUGUUUAUUUAAAAUUUGUUUAAGAAAAAUUGACCAAGAAGAUAACUUAAAAGUAUAACUCAACUCUACUCAAACACAAAUUCAAAAAUUUAAAACUAAUUUAUGGUAACAUUUUUAUGAAUAUUCUUAACUCAAACUAAAUUAAGUCUAAAUCAUGUUACCAAUCAAAGUCUAAAUCUUCCCUUAACAAUGAAUCAAGUUU
This is a messenger RNA of Brassica napus (rape), 2999 nucleotides long. RefSeq lists its product as uncharacterized. NCBI's taxonomy places the organism in Eukaryota, Viridiplantae, Streptophyta, Magnoliopsida, Brassicales, Brassicaceae. The record is from RefSeq and is a predicted model, not a curated record. Bases 29 to 529 code for a protein of 166 amino acids. The transcript has a single exon.